AUGAGGCGAAAAGCGCCCAGAUUCCUGCGGCCACCCUGCCCGAUGCGACGGACUGUGCGGACGCACGACGGCGGGGACGGGUCGAACGCUUCCAAGCCCAUCAAGGACACCGUCGACACGUCCACGACCCUGCUCUCGAAGCUCCAGAGCCAGGUCGUCGCGCUCGAGGAAUCCCUCGAGGCCGCCAAGAAGCGCAAUUCCGAGUGCAUCAACGUGCGCGAGGCGCUCGAAGCGGAGGCCACACAAGUCGCGCAGCUCGCCGUGGACGCCAAGGUGGCGCGCGACCAGCUGGAGGCCGAGUGCGAGCAGCUGCAGGCCACGAUAGACACGCUGGAAGAGGAGAUCACGACGUGCGACGGCGAGAUGGAGAAGCUGAACAAGCGCAUUGAGAAGCGCAAGGCGAAGAAGGCGAAGCAGGUCCGCAAGGAGACGCAGAUGUUCUCGGCGCUGUUGGCGGACAAGGAGUCGAAGGAGGGCGAGGCGCAGGACGAGUCCCAGGACAACGACGCGAGCGCGGAGUCGCUCGCUUCGGCGGAGGUGCCCCCCGCGGAGCCCGCGGAGGCGCCGGCCCCCGCCCCCGCGCCGGCGUCGCAGGACGCGAGCCCGCUGGACACGAUCGACGACGCCGCGGAGACGGACAUCGACGCGGAGCUGGUGGAGCUGCGCGCGGAGCUGGCGGGCGUGAAGGAGCGGUGGUCGGCGGCGCUGGACGCGAAGGCGCUGGCGGAGGUGUCGCUCAACACGAUGCAGGAGAAGCUGAAGAGCGCGAGCACGUCGGCGGAGCGCGCGGACGAGGUGGCGUCGGGCGCGAUGCGGGCGGCGGAGGCGGCGGUGGAGGACGAGCUGAAGUCGGAGCGCGAGGUGGCGAAGCUGGAGGACGAGCUGGAGGGGUUUUUGCUCAAGCUGGGGGAGCAGGUCAAGGCGAUGACGCCCGACGACGAGGAGGACGCGCGCGUGGAGGUGGGCGGCGAGCUGGCGGAGGACGUGGCGCGCGCGCUGCGGGAGGGCGAGCAGCUGCUCCCGCGGAUCGAGGAGGGCACGCUGUCGAAGACGGCCAAGGCGCUGACGCCGGCCGAGGAGCCCGAGGAGAAGGUCUCGGCGCCGCGGCCGACGCGGAGCUCGAAGCAGCUGGCCGCGGGGUUCUUCUCGCCCUCGGGCGGCGGGGACCCGCGCGAGGCGCUCAAGGAGCUCGGCGCGCACGUGAUGCGCCACCGCUGGGCCUACGCCGCGGGGUCGGUGCUGGCCGUCGUGGCCGCGCUGGGCAUCCUCGACCACUUCCACGUGCUCUCCGCGGUGCGCAACGCCGUCAUCUCGCCGUUCCGCGCCGUCGGGGCCGCGCUCUCGGCCGCCUCGGCCGCGCUCGCCCCGUGGCUGGCCAAGCUGCCGGUGCCGCACAUGGAGCCCGGGAUGGCCGACGUGCUGGUGCUGCUGGCCACCUCGAUCGUCAGCGUCCCGCUCAUCUCGCGCAUCCCGGGCGGCGGGCCCGUGCUCGGCUUCCUCGUCGGCGGCGCGCUCAUCGGCCCCUACUCGCUGGGCCUGAUCGAGGCCGUGGAGGCGGUCAAGCACAUCUCCGAGCUGGGGGUGAUCUUCCUGCUCUUCAACAUCGGCCUCGAGCUCAGCCUGGAGCGCCUCUCGUCCAUGGGCAAGUACGUCUUCGGGCUGGGCUCCGCGCAGGUCACGGCGUCGCUCGCGGCCAUCGCGGCGGUGCUGGUGAGCCUCGGGACGAUGACGGGCCCCGUCGCGGUCGUGGUCGGGUCGUCGCUCGCGCUGUCGUCCACGGCGGUCGCGCUGCAGGUCCUGCAGGACCGCGGGGAGUCGUCCUCGCGGCACGGGCGCGCGACGUUCUCGGUGCUGCUCCUGCAGGACCUGGCGGUGGUGGCCAUCCUGAUGCUCAUCCCGCUGCUCGCGCCGGGCGAGAACGGCGGGACGGUCGGGUUCGCGACGAUCAUGAAGGCGCUGGGCUUCGCGGCGGUGAAGGCCGCGGUGUGCAUCGCGGCGAUCAUCGCGGGCGGGCGCGUGAUCAUCCGCCCGCUGUACAAGCGCAUCGCGGCGACGGGCAACGCGGAGAUCUUCUCCGCCACCACGCUCCUCACGUGCCUGGGCACCUCGGUCAUGACGCAGGCCGCGGGCCUCUCCAUGGCGCUCGGCGCCUUCCUCGCGGGCCUGCUCCUCGCCGAGACGGAGUACUCCCUGCAGGUCGAGUCCGACAUCGCGCCGUACCGCGGGCUCCUCCUCGGGCUCUUCUUCAUGACCGUCGGCAUGGAGAUCUCGCCCACGCUGCUCAUCGCGCAGUGGCAGACCAUCCUGCUCGCCAUCACCGCGCUCAUCGUGGGCAAGGUGGCCAUCAUGGCCGCCGUCGGGCCCAUCUUCGGGCUCAAGCCGCUCACGUCGGCGCGCGCGGGGCUCUUCCUCGCGCCGGGCGGGGAGUUCGCCUUCGUCGCGCUCGGCGACGCCGUGUCGCGCGGCCUGCUCGCGCCCGCGGUGUGCAACCAGCUCUUCCUGGUGGUGGCGCUGUCCAUGGCGCUCACGCCCUACCUCGCCGCGCUCGGCGACACCGUGGGCGAGAUGCUCGACAAGGACGACCAGGCGACGAUGGAGCCCAAGCAGGCGGACGUGGACGACCUCCGCGGGCACGUGCUCAUCUGCGGGUUUGGGCGCUCGGGGCAGAUCAUCGCGCAGCUCUUCUCGGAGCGCCUCAUCCCGUUCGUGGCCGUGGACGUGCGCUCGGACCGCGUGCAGACGGGCCGCGCGCUGGACCUGCCGGUGUACUUCGGGGACUCGGGGAGCGAGAAGGUGCUGCACGCUGUCGGCGCGCACAAGGCGGCGUGCGCGGUGAUCGCGCUCGACUCGCCCGGGGCCAACUACCGCACGGUGUGGGCCCUGAACAAGCACUUCCCGAACUGCAAGACCUUCGUGCGCGCGCACGACGUCGACCACGGCAUCAUCCUCGAGAAGGCCGGCGCCACCGCCGUGGUGCCCGAGACGCUCGAGCCGUCGCUGCAGCUCGCCGCGGCCGCGCUCACGCAGAUCCAGAUGCCGCUGGACGAGGUCGCGAGCACCAUCGACGCGUUCCGCCGCAACCACAUGCGCGACCUGAUGGCGCUGGCCAACAUGAGCAACGAGGAGGCCGGCGGGUGGGGCGAGAGCCGCCCCAAGUCCAAGCCCCCGAAGGAGUUCGACGAGGCCACGCCCGCCGCGGUGCCGUCGUCCGGGUGA
Molecule: messenger RNA, 3216 nt
Organism: Pedinophyceae sp. YPF-701
Lineage: Eukaryota; Viridiplantae; Chlorophyta; Pedinophyceae
Source: the annotation of a GenBank genome assembly